Messenger RNA from Fusarium falciforme, 744 nucleotides. RefSeq lists its product as hypothetical. NCBI's taxonomy places the organism in Eukaryota, Fungi, Ascomycota, Sordariomycetes, Hypocreales, Nectriaceae. The record is from RefSeq and is a predicted model, not a curated record. The coding region runs from base 1 to 744 and encodes 247 amino acids. The transcript is spliced from 3 exons.
AUGCAGCUGGGCGCUCGAUGGGGGCCCAGCCUUAAAUUCGAAGCGCAGCAGCCAGACUCAUCCUACCCCUACGAUUACUAUUAUCCACCCAAUUUGCACGUUGGUUACCCUUCAAAAUCUUCCUCUACGUCUUCCCCAGGAGAGAACGGACACCCUGUUCUCCUGCUCAAAACCUUCGCGGGAGACUCCUCUCUACGGCUACCAGAGUAUAAUGCACCCGAAAAACCAGACGACUGGUCCCGGCUGGCCGCUUGUGGAACCAUGAAAGAGCGGUACGCCGUGUUGAGAGAUUUUGGCGCGACGGAAUGGGAUGACGUGAAGAAAUGUCCUGAUAUUACGCAGUCACUGCAGGAGGGUAUGGCAGAGGGGAAGAAUCUUGCAAGGAAGAAUGUGGAGGAGCUGAUCCACAAGUACAAAAUCGCCCUUCAACAAGCAUAUGAUGAUUAUCUGAGCAAACUCUUGGUCUGCCUGAACCCAGUCUUUGACGAGGUCAACUCGUUCCGUGCUGGGUACAAGGCAGUAUACAGAGCCAGCCGAAGAGCCACGCCGGGAAGCAUCGAGACGCUGCUUAGACUACGCAAGCAUGGGUAUCGCAUUUGCGUAAUCACUAACGGGCAAACCGAAGACCAGGCAGCUAAGGCUGAGGACAUCGGAAUACUGCAUCUAGUCGACCGCAUCAUCACUUGGGAGGAAGCAGGUUAUCGGAAACCCGAUCGGCGAAUCUUUCAAUAUGCAAUGAAAUAA